Molecule: messenger RNA, 355 nt
Organism: Oppiella nova
Lineage: Eukaryota; Metazoa; Arthropoda; Arachnida; Sarcoptiformes; Oppiidae
Source: the annotation of a GenBank genome assembly
AAAUUAUGAAGAAAUUGAGUGAAUCGGCGGAUGUAGUGAUAGAGCCCUUCAGACCCGGAGUUAUGGAAGCGCUAAGUUUGGGUCCAAAAGAUCUGAUGGCAACCAAUGAAAAGCUAAUAUACGCGCGGAUGACAGGUUAUGGCCAGAGCGGGUCAUUGGCUAAAAGAGCCGGUCAUGACAUCAACUACUUGGCCAUCGCUGGCAUUCUGUCAAAAUUAGGCCCAAAGGACACGCCUUCGCCUCCCAUUAAUAUUUUGGGAGACUUUGCAGAGGCGGUGGACUUCUUUGCGCUUUUGGUAUUUGUUUGGCUCUUCUCGAGCGGACUCGUUCAGGAAUGGGACAAGUGAUUGACGCU